UGCAUGCUGCUGUUAUUGCCAUUAAUGAAGCAAUUGACCAUCAAAUUCCAGCUGACACUCUUACAGCAAUGAAGAACCCUAAUGCCAUGCUAGUAAAUCUGGAUGACCUAUUGGCGUCCACUUACCAAGACACACUCUACAGAGCAAAAAAUGACAAGAUGGAAAAUGCAAAAAAUAGGAUGGCCUCUGAAAAUUCAGAGAGAGAGAGAGAUGUGUAUGAAGAACUUCUGACUCAAGCUGAGAUUCAGGGCAACAUCAAUAAAGUGAAUACAUAUUCAGCUAUAUCAAAGAUCGGUCUAGCUUUGGAACAAGGAAAUGCAUUAGCAUUAUAUGAAGCUUUGGCAACGCCAGCCUUGGGACUCCGAGGAUUACUACGAGAAAACUGUGAUUGGUAUCUCAAGCAAUUUUUGAGUGAUAGACACCAGAAACAGGAG
Molecule: messenger RNA, 434 nt
Organism: Tinamus guttatus (white-throated tinamou)
Lineage: Eukaryota; Metazoa; Chordata; Aves; Tinamiformes; Tinamidae
Source: RefSeq, a predicted model, not a curated record